This is a messenger RNA of Oppiella nova, 3726 nucleotides long. The record is from the annotation of a GenBank genome assembly. Lineage: Eukaryota; Metazoa; Arthropoda; Arachnida; Sarcoptiformes; Oppiidae.
AUGAUACCCAAAUCGAAGAAGGAGCCGACCAUCAUGAAUACAAAAGCAGCCCCGUACUCGGCGUGUUUGGUAUGGGAGAAGACGUGUGGUAAGCAGGGUAACUGUUGGAUAUAUGACCAGGACAAGUUCAGGUACUACCUACACGGGGCUGCCUUUGUAUUCAUGAUGGUUGGCUCCUUCUUCGAUUUGGGUAUUAUUUUCAUCGCCAAUAAAAUCAAGAAUUUCUACGACGACGACCCGGAUAAAGGCGGUGAUAAUGAUGAUCAGGAUAAGCCUAAUGCAAAAGCCACUAUAUACAUGACUAAUAUCUCUGAUAGCAAAGUGGACAGUAAGCAAAGGGACAGUGCGUUUGACCCAAACCAUCAACAGGAUGAUGAGGAUGAAGACCCGAUGCUUACAUCUUGUGGUAUAGGCUCGUGGAGACCACAAUGGCUGCAAGGGUUGGCACGACCCGUGUUUUUCAUGAUUAACUUCACAUUCAUCGGUAUAAUACAGGGAAUGACUGGAAGUUAUUUCAUGGGAUCCAUGAGUACUCUGGAGCAGAGGUUUGCCUUCGACUCCAAGAUAUCGGGGUUUAUAUUAAUCGCCGAUAACUUGAUUCAAAUGCUGGUGAGUCCAAUCAUUGGCUACUUUGGCAGUCGGGUCAAUAGGCCGCGUAUGAUAGCUAGCGGUGAACUCAUACUAUCCCUGUCCUGCCUGACCACAGCACUGCCCUACUUGCUGUACGGUCCGGGCACUCACCUCCUACACGAUGACAACCUACUGUCCAAACUGAAGUCCAAUGAGACCCAUGGGAUGCACUAUGAGAUGUGUUCGGCCAAUAAGGACGACAUCGACUGCGCCUCUGGAAAGCACUCCACUAUAUGGCCGGCCGUUAUGUUGUUAUGGACGGGUAGUUUCCUGAGGGGACUGGGAUUCACGGCUUAUUGGGUGGUCGGAAUGCCAUAUAUUGACGAUAGUGUCAGCAAGCGCAAUUCACCACUCUACAUCAGCCUUAUCAGUGCUUUUCGACUGAUAGGCCCGGCCGGGGGUUUCCUACUGGCAUCCCUUUGCCUCCGAUUCUAUGAAAACCCAUUGUAUCAUCCUGGUAUAGAGAGGCGUGAUCCACGUUUCAUAGGAGCAUGGUGGAUUGGGUUCACCGUUAUCGGAAUAUUCCUAUUUUUCGCGUCACUUCCCAUGUUUUUAUUUCCCAAACAACUGAAGGGGGCGUCAGUUAAGGUCAGGGAUCUCAAAGACGACGUGAAAGGCAUGAGGGGUACGAAAGACGCGAUCAAGCGUUUGGCACACAAUCCUAUAUUAGUGUGUCAUCUGUUGGCCAGUACUCUGCGUUAUAUAGGGGGCGGCGGUUAUCAUAUGUUCAAAACCAAGUACAUCCAGUUCCACUUCCAUAAGAGCACUUCGGCGGCCAGUUUGAUCCAGGCAACGACAUCUAUAGUGCCUUCGGCUGUGGGCAUUAUGAUGGGCGGCAUACUGAUCACGUGGCUCAAGCCCACACCCCGUACCAUGAUCAUUUGCAUGUUUUUGUUCGAGGUGUGGGCCUGUUGUGGCAAACUGGGCCUUAUGUUCGUAGGCUGUCCACCGCUCAAAAUAGAGCCACCAAUCGCUACCAAUACUGAUAAUGAAUUUUCGAUGUUAUCCGGGUGCAAUAAGAACUGCGAGUGUACUACCACAUUCAUACCAUACCCGCUAAUAUUCGGGGCGAUCAUAGACUCGGCGUGUUUGGUAUGGAAGACCACGUGUGGUAAGCGGGGUAACUGUUGGAUAUAUGACCAGGACAAGUUCAGGUACUACUUGCACGGCUCGGCCUUUCUAUUCAUGGCUGCCGGCACUCUCAUUGAUUUUUCGCUCAUUUUUAUGGCCUCACGUAUUAAAAACUUUUAUGACGAGCCCGACGCUGACGAUGAGAGUGGACAGCCUAAAAUGACUGACAAUAACGCCAUACUGCAAGAAAUUAUGCCUAAAAACCAUAAACGUGUGAAUAGUGAUGAUAAUGACCAACAAAAGGGCAGUGCGUUUAAAAUACAAGAAGACAUCGAUGAUGAGGACCCAACCCUUACCUCGUGUGGCAUAGGCUCGUGGCGACCCCAAUGGCUACAGUUUUUUGCCAGUCCCCUAUACUUCACAAUGAACUUUGCUAUCGUAGGGGUCGUACAGGCCAUGACCGGUAGCUUUUUGGUCGCCUCCAUCAGUACUCUAGAGAAGAGGUAUGCCUUUGACUCCAAGAUAUCUGGAUAUAUAUUCAUCGCCGAUAAUUUUGUACAAAUGCUGGUCAGUCCUAUAAUUGGCUAUUUAAGCAAUCGAUUCAAUAGGCCGCGUAUGAUAGCCACGGGUGAACUUAUCGUAGCCCUGUCCUGUUUCAUUAAUGCAAUGCCAUACUUCAUAUACGGUCCGGGGACACACCUACUUCACGACGACAACCUACUGACCAAAUUGGCGCGCAAUGAAACCCGUUAUGAGAUGUGUCCGGCCAAUCAAAAUGACAUCGACUGUUCCGGUGGGAAGUACUCGACUGUAUGGGGGGCUGUUAUCCUAUUAAUAAUCGGCAGCUCUGCCCGAGGGCUGGGAUAUACAGCCUAUUGGGUGAUCGGAAUGCCAUACAUCGACGAUAGUGUCCAGAAGACUAACUCUCCCCUAUAUAUUAGUUUUCUCACAUCAUUGAGACUCAUAGGUCCGGCCACUGGCUUCAUGUUAUCCUCAUUAGUACUGCGAUUCUAUGAAAACCCAUUUUGUUUUGGUGGAUAUUAUAUAAACAAAACCAAAUAUAUUGAGUCUCAGUUCAGACAAUCGAGUUCAGGCGCCAGUUUCAUAACCGGUGCCACAUCUGUCCUACCCAUGGCUAUCGGUAUCAUAUUAGGUGGGGUAAUGAUCAAGUACAUAAAACCCCGACCCCUCACACUUGUUAUAUACAUGUUUGCUGUCGAGUGGGUUACCAAUGGAGGUAUGCUGUUUGGUAUGUUUACCGGUUGCCCAUCACUUAACCUACCCUCCACUGGACUUACACCCGAUAAUCAAUUUUCAUUGAAUACCAAAUGCAAUACCGGUUGUGAGUGCACGACCAGAGUAUUCACACCAAUCUGUGCCGAGGAUAAGAUGACCACAUAUUUCUCGCCGUGUUUUGCUGGGUGUGAUAAAUUGGACAGAGCAUCAGGGACAGUGUCCGGCUGUUCAUGUAUUGGUGAUUACGGGAGUGGGGGUGAGGCCACCACAGGUUUCUGUCAAAGUGAUACGGAUAACUGCAAUAAUUUGAUGCCCUAUUUAAUUAUGAUGACAGUCGCCGGUAUAGUGUCGUCCACUGCCAGGACUGGCAAUUCAUUGCUUACACUUAGAGCUCUGGAUCCGAAAGACAAAAGUUUUGCCAUGGGUGUGAUGGGUACUUUUAUGGCUAUAUUUGCGUUCAUUCCGUAUCCGUUGAUAUUCGGAGCGGUAGUCGACUCGACGUGUUUGGUAUGGGAGAGCAAGUGUGGGAAGACAGGUAACUGUUGGAUAUAUGACCAGGAUAAGUUCAGGUACUACCUACACGGCACGGCACUGGCAUUCAUGUGCGUUGGCUCACUAAUGGAUCUUGGUAUUAUUUGGAAUGCCAAGAAACGUCUCACAAAUUUUUAUGACGACCCCAUCGAUAGUAAAGUGGAAAAGGAGACCACAAAUGGUGACAAUAAUAAUGUGAUUGCAAUGACUGGAGUGACACUCAAAGCAAAUGAUGUCGAAACCGAUGGUGUUAUAUAA